This is a messenger RNA of Hemiscyllium ocellatum (epaulette shark), 2690 nucleotides long. RefSeq names its product protein transport protein Sec23B. Bases 128 to 2428 code for a protein of 766 amino acids. Gene Ontology annotation, biological process: intracellular protein transport; COPII-coated vesicle cargo loading; COPII-coated vesicle budding. The record is from RefSeq and is a predicted model, not a curated record. NCBI's taxonomy places the organism in Eukaryota, Metazoa, Chordata, Chondrichthyes, Orectolobiformes, Hemiscylliidae. The transcript has 20 exons. Gene Ontology annotation, molecular function: GTPase activator activity; zinc ion binding. Gene Ontology annotation, cellular component: COPII vesicle coat; endoplasmic reticulum exit site.
GGGGAGCCGGAUCCGGCUGAAGGGGGACGUGUUGUGAGGAUCGACAGCCGGAGGUGUAGAAGCGGCUGUUCUCAGGGCUGCCCGCGGUCUAGGUGGUCUCAGCUUCCCGUGACCGAAAACAGCAGUCAUGGCAACAUACCAGGAAUUCAUUCAACAAAAUGAAGAACGUGACGGUGUUCGGUUCAGCUGGAAUGUGUGGCCAUCCAGUCGACUUGAGGCUACGCGCAUGGUGGUUCCUUUGGCUUGUCUCUUUACACCUUUAAAAGAACGUCCAGAUCUGCCGCCAAUACAAUAUGAACCCGUGCUGUGCAGCAGGGCUACCUGUAGGGCUGUCCUCAAUCCACUGUGUCAAGUGGACUAUAGAGCAAAAUUAUGGGCAUGCAACUUUUGUUUCCAGAGAAACCAGUUUUCAUCAUCUUACUCGGGCAUUUCUGAAGUAAAUCAGCCAGCUGAGCUACUGCCACAGUUUUCAACUAUUGAGUACGUUGUCCAGCGAGGUACUCCGGCCCCCCUCAUCUUCCUGUAUGUGGUGGAUACUUGCCUGGAGGAAGAUGAUCUUCAGGCUCUGAAGGAAUCUCUGCAAAUGUCCCUGAGUCUACUUCCUUCCAACGCACUAGUUGGUCUGAUUACAUUUGGUCGAAUGGUACAGGUCCAUGAACUGAACUGCGAAGGGAUUUCCAAAAGCUAUGUCUUCAGGGGAACAAAGGACCUAACAGCAAAGCAAAUUCAGGAUAUGUUGGGUCUCACAAAGCCAUCUGCAGCAGUUCAAGGAAGGGCCCCUCAACCACAGGAACAUCCUGGCAUAUCCAGCAGGUUCUUGCAGCCAGUGCAGAAGAUUGACAUGAACUUGACAGACCUGCUUGGAGAACUUCAGAGAGACCCCUGGCCUGUACCUCAGGGCAAAAGACCUUUGCGAUCUACUGGUGUGGCCAUAUCCAUAGCAGUUGGUUUGCUGGAGGGUAGCUUUCCUAACACUGGAGCUAGAAUAAUGUUGUUCACCGGAGGACCACCUACCCAGGGCCCCGGCAUGGUAGUGGGGGAUGAGCUUAAAUCACCCAUUCGCUCAUGGCAUGAUAUAGAAAAGGAUAAUGCACGAUUCCUAAAGAAAGCGACCAAGCACUAUGACGCUCUAGCAAACCGUGCAGCAGUAAAUGGACAUUGCAUUGACAUCUAUGCUUGUGCCCUGGAUCAGACCGGUCUUUUGGAAUUAAAGUGUUGCUGCAACCUGACUGGAGGUUACAUUGUGAUGGGGGACUCCUUCAACACUUCCCUCUUCAAGCAAACAUUUCAAAGGGUUUUCAGCAAAGGUCUUCAGGGGGAUUUCAGGAUGGCUUUUGGUGCCACUUUAGAGCUUAAGACGACUAGAGAACUGAAGAUUGCUGGUGCAAUUGGGACCUGUGUGUCUCUGAAUUCCAAAGGGCCUUCUGUGUCUGAGAAUGAGCUGGGUGUAGGUGGCACAUGCCAAUGGAAAGUUUGCAGUUUGGAUCCUUGCACUACACUGGGCAUCUACUUUGAAGUGGUAAAUCAACAUAACGCACCAAUUCCUCAGGGUGGAAGAGGGGCUAUUCAGUUUGUCACUCACUACCAGCAUUCCAGUGGCCAGAGACGCAUCAGAGUCACUACAGUCGCCAGAAACUGGGCAGAUGCACAGAGUCAACUCCAGCAGAUAGAAGCUGCAUUUGAUCAGGAGGCAUCAGCUGUAUUGAUGGCAAGACUGGGAGUUUUUAGAGCUGAGUCUGAGGAAGGCCCUGAUGUACUUCGUUGGUUGGACAGACAGUUAAUCCGACUGUGUCAGAAAUUUGGCCAGUUCCACAAAGAUGAUCCUAGCUCCUUCAGACUUUCAGAAACAUUUUCCCUUUAUCCACAGUUUAUGUUCCAUCUGAGAAGAUCGCCUUUCCUUCAGGUUUUCAAUAAUAGCCCUGAUGAAUCAUCAUACUACCGGCAUCAUUUCACGCGACAAGAUCUAACACAGUCUCUAAUCAUGAUUCAACCCAUUCUGUAUUCUUACUCUUUUUAUGGCCCACCCGAGCCAGUGCUUUUAGACAGUAGCAGUAUCUUGCCAAACCGGAUACUCCUCAUGGACACUUUCUUCCAGAUUGUUAUCUAUCAUGGAGAGACUAUAGCUCAGUGGCGGAAGGCUGGAUAUCAAGAUAUGCAGGAGUAUGAGAACUUCAAACAACUUUUGCAAGCUCCCCUAGAUGAUGCUCAGGAAAUCCUUCAGACCCGCUUUCCAAUGCCUCGUUAUGUUGACACAGAACAUGGACAGAGCCAGGCUCGAUUCCUUCUAUCAAAAGUGAACCCAUCACAGACUUAUAACAACUUGUAUGCAUGGGGGCAGGAAUCUGGAGCGCCUAUCUUAACUGACGAUGUCAGUCUUCAGGUUUUCAUGGAUCAUCUUAAAAAACUAGCUGUGUCUAGUGCUUCAUAAAUCCAUUUGUUUAUGGAAGAGCACAAGGAAAAUACUGGGAAAUACUGGAUGUUACAUAGAUUGUUUAUUCUAGAUUAUAAUGGUUUAGUUGUAUUCAUGUUUCAUCUUUCUUAUUUGUUUUGCAUGGUAUUCGAUUAUUAUAUCAUUUCUCCGCUCUCAUUCUCAAAAUCACUGGAUUCUUAUGAGCAAUACUUUAUUAUUUUCUGGUAAUAUUAUGUCGUCUACUAAUAUCAUUCCAUCUAUCUUUUAUAUAAAUGCAAGA